Molecule: messenger RNA, 1847 nt
Organism: Alligator sinensis (Chinese alligator)
Lineage: Eukaryota; Metazoa; Chordata; Crocodylia; Alligatoridae
Gene: TMEM150A
Product: transmembrane protein 150A
Exons: 7
Coding region: 284-1108 (274 amino acids)
Biological process (GO): protein localization to plasma membrane
Source: RefSeq, a predicted model, not a curated record
UGGUGGGUGUGACAUUACAAUGAGGUCACAGUGAUGUCAUGAGAGGAACAGGAGUGUGUGGACAGACAAGGGGUCGGGGAAACGAACGGGCACACACAUGCCCCUCCCCCCAGCAAAGAACCCAGGUGUCCGGGCUGGGGGGACGGGGGCAGCCGCGCCCGCCCCUUCUUGGCUGGCUUAUUAUGCAAGCACCGCCCCGUUAAGUGACGUUAUGGGACUGCGGCGCGGGGCACGCCGGGAGUUGUAGUCCCGUGGAGAGGACGGCAGGACUCUAGUUCCCGGCAUGCCCCGCGCGGGAGGGGGCGGGGCGGGGCCGGCCUGGCCCUUUAAAGGCCCGUGUGGACUCAGCGCGGCCGGGUAUGCCAUGGCCGUCAUGAAUCACCACGUGUGCCCUGUCGAGAACUGGUCUUACAAUGAAUCAUGCCCCACGGAGCCAGCUCAGCCGGGGACCCCCAAGACCUGCUGCACCCUAGAAGACAUCCCCCUGAUCAGCAAGUGCGGCACAUAUCCCCCCGAGAGCUGCCUCUUCAGCCUCAUAGGCAACGUUGGCGCCUUCAUGGUGGUGGUGAUCUGUGUCCUGCGCUACGGGCAGCUGCUGGAGCAGAGCCAGCGCUCCUGGAUCAACACCACUGCCCUUGUCACGGGCUGUACCAAUGCUGCUGGCCUUGUCAUGGUGGGCAACUUCCAGGUGGACCAUGCUAAGUCACUGCACUACAUCGGGGCUGGCAUUGCCUUCCCGGCAGGGCUGCUCUUUGUGUGCCUGCAGUGCGUGCUCACCUACCACAUGGCUGCCUCUGCCCUGGACCUGGGGGUUGCCCAUGCCCGUGCUGCCCUCACCGCCCUUGCCUUAGUCACCCUUGUCCUCAGCGGGGCCUUCUUCAUCCACGAGAGCCCGGUGCUGCAGCACGUUGCGGCACUGUGCGAGUGGGCCUUCGUCCUGGCUAUCCUCAUCUUCUACGGCACGCUAAGCUAUGAAUUCGGGGCCGUGAGCAGUGAGACGCUGGUGGCCGCCUUGCAGGGGGCUCACGCUCGUGGCUGCAAGUCCCCCGGCAGCAGCAGUACCUCCACCCACCUCAACUGCAACCCCGAAAGCAUUGCCAUGAUCUGAGGGUGGGGCGGGGCUUGGCCUUGCCCCCGAGUGCCCUGGCCAUGCCCCGUUGCAAUGGCCCUGCCCCCUACCCCCUACCCCCUACCACUUUAGCUCCACCCCUACCCCACCCCUUUUUUUUGUUCUUUUGUACCAAAAAAGGGUCAUUUUUAAAGAGACCGAGCAGUAUUAUGGAAUGCCCCAGCCCCCUCCCUUGUCAUGCCAGCUUCAUGCCACCAGUGCCAACAUGCUCCUAGGUCCUUUGGGGCUGGGAGCGAUAGAGAUGAGCGUGGCUGGGGGUGGGGGCCAUGCCAGCCAGGCAGUAGGGUGCAGUACCCUCCCUCCCUGAUCUGACAUGAGGGGCUGAUUCCCUCCUGGAGGCGCUUUUCCCCAGCCCCAGCCGCCUCCAGCUGCCGUCCAGCCCACAGCCACGGGGUAGGGGCUGCCCACCCCCUGCCAAAGGGUCUGGAGCGGGGUCUGGGGUCCUGGGGAUUUUUUUAGUCCUUUUUUAUAUCUCUAUUGAAGGUGUAUAAAGAAACUCAGAUUGGCAUAGGCCUGGCCUGGUCACUGUGUGGGGGUCUAUGGCCUGGUGGCUAUGGGGUGAUGGGAUGGCCCCGAGACCUGGUAGCUGUGGGGAUGGGACACAGGGCCCUGAGACCUGGUGCUAUGCCAGGGAGCCUGGUUGUAUGGGGAGGGGACAGGACCCUGAAGCCUGGUUGUUAUUGGGUGGGGGGGGGGGGGGGGAACAGGCAGCAGAGAC